AUGCUACAAGCCAUCAAAUUAUCAGCAAUACUAUUGCUCCUUUCCUCCACAGUCUCCUGUUUCAAAGGCGGAGGGAUCUUCAAACUUCCCGAGCUGAUAGUUUCGACCAAUUCCACCUACUUACUACGAUCUCGGGUCACCCAAUUAGACUGUAAAUUGUACGACCCAAACGGAGAAUGGGCCAGCACAUCGCUCGAUAGAACUUAUUGGAUGAAAGAUGGGACGCCGAUCAAAGAGCUGGUGGAGGAUCAUCCCGAGCUGGUCGAAAAUGAUGGAAUGUAGGCUGAAGAUUACCUACAGUGACGGACCUGAUCCAGUGGCAAAAAUCGUACCAUUUGGCAUCCGGAAAGCUUCAAAAAAUGUAGCAAAAUACCUCCCUUUCCAUGUGAAAAAACUCCGAUUUCAAAAGCCCGCCAGCUCUUUUUGUGAGGGAGCCCUUCAAAACGGAGUCUUUUUAGUUGGAGAGGGAGGUAUUUUGCCACAUUUUUUGAUACUUCCCGGAUUCAAAAUGAUACGUUUUUUGCCACUGGAUCAGGUCCGUCACUCUUAGUAUCUUAUUCUUUGAGUAGACAUCCUUUUACAGCCUGAGAAAUCAAAAAAAAUCUGAAAUUUCAGUCUAAAAGUCCUGAAGGCCACUCAUUUCGCGGAAGGCGAGUACCAAUGCUCUUCGAUUGUGAGGAACGUCAAUCUGGCGCAUGAUACGACAAUCAACAGCAGGCUCGUCUCGGCACCUCUAAAACUGCGACGAGCGAGGAUAACCAAGUUUGAGCGAUACGCAACCGAAAAGAUACGAGUGAAAGCGGGAGAAGUGGCCAGAUUGCCAUGUUUAGGACUUCCUGAUGUUGUACCGGGUAAGCGAACAACUGCAUCUCCGAAAUCAGACAAUAAGAAAGGAGAUUGAUCCAUAACAAGCGUUCUAAACCAUAUUCUUUAGGUCCACCCGAGAUCUGGUUCGAGAAACAAGGUCAUGAAGGUGUCCAACUUGGCCGAACUGGAAACCAACGGUUCAUCUCCACUCCAACUGGCCUACAAAUCGCUCUUACUCAGCCCGUAGACGCUGGAAAGUACUAUUGUAUGGUCCGCAACCCCUACAUGAACCUAACCCGAGCCGCACCAAAACCGAUGGAACUUUUGGUCGAACCGGGAAUCCGCUUCCGAAGGCCAGAUCAGCCCAAAAAACCGGUCAUUGUGUAUCCCAAGUUGAACAAAUCAGCAGAACCGAUUGAAUAUCACGUUGUGGCAGGUCAAACUGCAAUUCUAGAGUGCGUUAUAUCGGAUGCCGUGAUUCGAUGGAACAAACCGGACUUCUCAAUGUCCGACGUGUCCAUUGAUGAUGACAGAGCGAGAGUCAGACAGAUCUGGGGCAAUCUGCGGAUAAAGGUAAGAAAAUACCCCCUAUUACAGUGACGGAACUGAUCCAGUGGCAAAAAACAUAUCAUUUUGCAUCCGGGAAGUAUCAAAAAAUGUGGCAAAAUGCUUCACUUGGAGAGGGAGGCAUUUUGCUACAUGUGUUGAUACUUCCCGUAUCCAAAAUGGUAUGUUUUUUGCCACUGGAUCAGGUCCGCUACUGUACGAAUAACGCCGUCCUUUCAGCACGUUACCGUUGAUGAUUCGGACGACUACGUUUGUCACGGCCUAAAAGCUCAUGACGACAACGAACUUCGACGACCAGAUCAUCCAACAAUCACAUACCGUCUCAUAGUUCACGCUCCAACCAACGUCCGCCUAAUGCUAGCUCAACAAGUCCACGACAAGUCGUGGCAGCUAUCCUGCUACGCUCAUAAUCUUUGGUACGAAAUCCCAAUGGUCUAUGUGAAUGGGCUCGCGUUGAUCGACGCCAUGGAAGAGAUGGGAGUUCCGGCGCAAACAAAUUUCUAUACCAAUCCAAUCAAUGUGACGUUGAAGUCAAAUCAUCCGCUCUCCGGAAGUGUUCAGUGUAUAUCUCGGCCUGCAAUGGAAGAGGCCGAGAUUUACGGCCCUGGUUUGGAGCGGGGCCGAUCAAUGAACCUGUACGUGGACAAAAGACUGAAUGUCCGCCCGAACUUGAUUGUUCAAGGACCCGCCAACGCAACGAGAUCAAUGGGAACCAGAGUUCAAUUAAUUUGCAUUCCGUUGGGGGUUGAUGACCUUAGAAUUAGAUGGCUAAAGGGUAACUUUCGUCCUCUUGAUUCUAUUCGCCGCUAUUUCCACGUCUAACUAAACCCUUUUCAGACGGCAACUACCUAGACAUCGCGGGAAACAGACGACUCCGAAUUGUCGGAACAGCUUCGUUGGAGAUCGUGGGUGUCGCUGAGACCGAUGCCGGCCUCUAUACGUGUGAAGUCAGCGAUGCUUCUGGUGCUCAUCAAAGCCGACAGAGCGCAAGAUUAUCAGUUGCAGCGCAAGGAACCGUCCCAAAACCCAUACCACCUCCAGCCAGCUCCAAAGAAGACACUACCGACUUUAUCUCUUUUGAAGUCGCAAAACCUGUGAUCUUCAUGGACGCGGAUCACAAUGCGAGAGUUCAGUGGUCAGUGAAGGUAAGUAAAAACUCAAAAGCAGUCUAAGACCCAUCAAUUUCCAGGCAUCCCAUGAGAAACACGCCUAUCUUCGAGAAUUUGUCGUUGAAAUCCGUCAAAAGGACCCUCUAAUUGAGAAUUCCUCGACUUUGUGGACAGAAGCUGACCGAGUCCCAGCGCAUGUGCGAGCCACCACCUUGAAGAAGCUCAACGCAACAAAGAAGUUCCAAUUCCGAGUGAGUGCUCACUUCACCGGCGGAUUCAAUCAAAUUUCGUCACCACCAACGGAUUGGAUGGGAUUUGUGGAGCCAAAAAUGGUAAGCGGUUCAUAAAACUUUAACCACAAGUGUUACAGGUAAUCCCGCUGUCUCCAAGAAUCACACGCGUCCAAACUGUCUCUCACGAGUCGAUUUUGGUCUCAUGGGAGCAUGUAACGGGCACCAAGUACAAUAUCCCGGACAAAUUUAUUGUAAACUACAUGGACACCUCGAGCGGUGAGGUUGAAGAAGCGCGAGUCCGCAACUCAACCAAUGAAGUUUUACUGGACGAAUUACUGCCUGGAGCAGAAUACCGAAUAACGAUUUUUGCCGAAAACAGCGCAGGAAGAUCACUGUCAAGUCGGCCAAGAAUCGCAAGAACCUACGGUAAGAGAAGCGUAGAAACGCUGGUACAGUGGCGGACCUGAUCCUUUGACAAAAAAAGUACGAUUUUGCGUCCGUGAAGCAUCAAAAAAAUGUGGCAAAAUACCUCCCUCUCCAAGCGAAAAAACUCCGAUUUCAAAAGCGCCCCUCUCUUUUUUGAGAGGGAUCCCUUCAAAACGGAGUUUUUUUAGUUGGAGAGGGAGGCAUUUUGCCACAUUUUUUUACACUUCCCGGAUGCAAAAUGGUACAUUGCUUGCCACUGGAUCAGGUCAGUCACUGUAUUUAAAAGUCAUCUCAUUCCAUAACACAAAUCAUUUGGUUAUUAGAACCCCGAUAUACGGUCUCUUUUCAGUUCUGGUUGAUGAGCCUAGCGCCUGGAGAAUCCUAGGACUUCAUGGAGGAACUUUCCUCCUGCUCCUAUCCUUAUUAGUCCUGCUGAUCCCUGUAGUUUGCGCUAUUGUCUUCGCAUUGUGCCGAAAAUGGCAAAGGAACCGAGAGAGGCCAGUAGUCCGAAAGCGGCCAAAGAAUCGCGCGCAAUCGCCAAGAAUGGACUUCUUCAGCCGCAAGUCGCAAGUCUACCAAGAACCGCUGUUCAUGAGCAACGAUCCGUUGAGCGAGCUGUCGCCUGUUAACUAUACUAUUCAUCCGGAAGAGGAGGAUCACUACGAAGACCAUGAUUUAUAUGCGAACAAACCGUUUGCCGACAUUCGAGGAGGCACAAUGAGAGCGAACCGGAUCCACGCUAGCGAGAUAUCACUUAACAGUCCAAGCCGGAGUACUAUCAAGGCGCAUCGAGCGAAAAAUAGUAAGAUUUUUUGAUUACAACGCCAAAUCAUCAAUGUCAAGACAAAAAUCUCAUUUUCAACUUUUCAGAUCACCUUCAAGGAACGACAAGCCUCGCUGGUAUCUUUAAUAACGCCUCCAUCUAUCAGAACAACCCUCGGCAUGUCCAGAUUUGGCAGGAUUCACCGACAAAGUCCAGUCUAAGUCAUCUAAAGUCCAUGCCAACUGCCAGAAGCACCUUGAGCGUCUUUACUGGCGCCGAUGGGAAACAACAGGCAAGUAGAGCUCCGGACAAGAGCAGAUGAGAUUGUGUAGGGUAUAUAGAAGGCGUUCAGUAGGAUUAUGUGGCAGAAAUGGGUCCAAAGGCAUCAAUGAAGCAAGGAAAUGCAUCCGAAUGCCUCCUUCUUUGGCCGAAACAGCUUCUUAUUUCGAAGCAAUAUUUUCGGUCAAAGAAGGAAGCAAAAGGAUGCAUUUCAAUGCUUCACUGAUGCAUUUGGAUACGUUUUCUACCAUAUAAUCCUGCUGAACGUCUUCUUUAUACUCUACACAAUCUCAUCGGCUCUUAGGCGCCUUCAAUUCCAAGUUACAGUGAUGGACCUGAUUCAGUGGCAAAAACGUACCAUUUUGCACCCGGGAAGUAUCAAAAAUGUGGCAAAAUGCUUCUCUCUCCAAGUGAAAAAAAACACUGAUUUCAGAAGCGCACCCGCUCUUUUUGUGAGGGAUCCCUUCAAAACGGAGUUUUUUAGUUGGAAAGGGACGCAUUUUGCCGCAUUUUUGACACUUCCCGGAAGCAAAAUGGUACUUUUUUGCCUCUGGAUCAGGUCCCCCACCGUAAUCCACUCUAAAUUCAAAUUUUACGCCUUUUUAGGUCCAACGACACGCCCAUCCCUCAAUGUCCACCUCUCAACACAAUUUCCACACCUUUGAGACAGCCAGACCCGAGCCAACUAAUCACUACUCAAACUCGUCGAAUAAAUCAUCUCCAAAUGGGUCGGCUGGCUCUCCCUCCACUCAGAUGACCAGCUCAACCCUUCUAGGGCCGGAUGGGAUCUCUCCGCCGCCCAACAAGUCUCCGCCGGUCCGUCAACUGCGCUCAGCGCAGUCUCAAAUGGAAUUGUCCAGUUUUCGGACGCAACCGCUCAAGACCUUUGGCGGAGUGAGUUUGGAUGAACCGGAGGGCAUGAUGGACUUGCCUCCGGCGCCACCAAACCUUCGACAUUACCAUAACGCGAAUCCGGCGUUGAGUCGGUCGCAUCUUGAUGGGUUUUUAAACUAA
Bursaphelenchus xylophilus (pine wood nematode) is the source of this 5198-nucleotide messenger RNA. The record is from the annotation of a GenBank genome assembly. Lineage: Eukaryota; Metazoa; Nematoda; Chromadorea; Rhabditida; Aphelenchoididae.